Molecule: messenger RNA, 1641 nt
Organism: Nannizzia gypsea CBS 118893
Lineage: Eukaryota; Fungi; Ascomycota; Eurotiomycetes; Onygenales; Arthrodermataceae
Product: mitochondrial distribution and morphology protein 38
Exons: 3
Coding region: 1-1641 (546 amino acids)
Biological process (GO): intracellular monoatomic cation homeostasis
Cellular component (GO): mitochondrial inner membrane
Molecular function (GO): ribosome binding
Source: RefSeq, a predicted model, not a curated record
AUGGCUGUGCGGAACCUUGGCCAGAAUGGAUUACUUCUAAGGAGGCUGAUGCAGAGCGCAGAUGCCGGACGCCUUAACAUCGCUAGAUUCACUUACUCCGCUUUCCAGGCUCAGUCUUCCUAUCCAUCCCGGCCGUCGGUCGGUCUUGAGCUUGCGCAGCUCCGCCGUGGUUACUCGAGCGGCCCAUCCACAUCGCAAGGAUCAAGCAGCCCCAACCACUUCCCACCGCCGGGAUUCAAUGUCGAAAAGGCCAAACAGCCUCUUUCAAAGGAGACUCAGCCGUCAGCUACCCCGUCACAGGAGCGGAACACUUCGAGCUCGAUCUCGAGGCGGUUGGAUAGCAUAGAGCUUGAGUCCAGGGAGUUGGAGAAGCGGAUACAUGAUGCUGCUGCUGUCGAGGCAGGCGAGAAGGGACAGGUAGAGGAGAAAAAGGAGGUUAAGAAGUUGACUCUCGGACAGAAGAUCAAGAAGGAAAUCCAGCAUUACUGGGACGGAACGAAACUGCUAGCUGCGGAGGUGAAGAUUAGUUCUAAACUUGCGCUGAAGAUGGCUGCGGGUUACGAGCUGAGUAGGAGAGAGAACAGACAGUUGAAAAGAACAGUCCGAGAUCUGGCGCGGCUGGUUCCUUUCUCUGCCUUCGUUAUUAUUCCCUUUGCUGAGCUACUUCUCCCUGUGGCUCUCAAACUCUUCCCAAACCUCCUACCAAGCACCUACGAGGGCCAAAAGUCUAAGGAUGACAAGGCUGCUAUUCUCCGAGGCACCCGUAAGGAGGUCUCCAAUUUCCUGCAGGGAACGCUGAGAGAGACCGGUUUGCCUGUCAGUCCGAUCAACGCUAAGAAGGAGGAAUUUACUGAAUUCUUCCGAAAAGUCCGAGCAACCGGCGAAACACCAUCGGACGAAGACGUUAUCGCCGUCUGCAAGAUCUUCAAGGAUGAUCUGACCCUGGACAACUUGUCGCGACCCCAGUUGGUGGCGAUGUGCAAGUACAUGAAUCUCAACACUUUCGGCACCGACGCUAUGCUCCGAUAUACCAUCCGCGUCAGAAUGCGCCAGAUUAAGCGUGAUGACAGGGCCAUUGCCUAUGAAGGAGUUGACUCUUUACUUAUCCCGGAGCUUCAGAUGGCAUGUGCUUCUCGCGGUCUCCGAACCCAUGGUCUUUCUCCUGCUAGACUCCGUGAUGAUCUGUCGAUGUGGCUUGAUUUGCGUUUGAAGCAGGGUGUUCCAUCUACCCUGCUUGUUCUAAGCAAUGCAUACAUGUAUACCCAGCACUCGCAAGAGUAUGAGAUUUCUUCUCAGAUGGAUGCCCUCCGGUCUGUACUGUCCAGUAUCCCCGAGGAACUGUUCCAUGAGAUCGAGCUCGAGGUCCAUAACGCCGAGGGAGCAGCUACGAACAAGCAGCGUCUCGAGGUCGUGAAGGAGCAACAAGAGCUUAUCGAGGAAGAGAACGAGCAGAUCACUGAGAACGGCAACACGGGUAUGCCAGCACCCAAGGACCAUGAGGACAUCGACGAGAAAGAAGACAAGCACAUGGAUGCAUCGUCUGGUGCCGAGUCUACUUCUCAGUCCGAAAAGACCGAGACUGAUGCCACAACCGACAAGGAGUCUCCCAAGCAGACUCAGUCGGAAGAAAAGAAGCAGUAA